Drosophila innubila is the source of this 764-nucleotide messenger RNA. It is a transcript of the gene mRpL17, whose product is annotated as 39S ribosomal protein L17, mitochondrial. Lineage: Eukaryota; Metazoa; Arthropoda; Insecta; Diptera; Drosophilidae. Gene Ontology annotation, biological process: translation. Gene Ontology annotation, cellular component: ribosome; mitochondrial large ribosomal subunit. The coding region runs from base 73 to 708 and encodes 211 amino acids. The record is from RefSeq and is a predicted model, not a curated record. Gene Ontology annotation, molecular function: structural constituent of ribosome. The transcript has 2 exons.
CUGUGCGACCCAGCCGGUCAUUACGUGAAUUUAGGAUUUUUGUAAAGGAAACAAUAGAAGUUUGCUUUUAAAAUGAAUCAAGCGGAGGUCAGCAAAUUAAUGUCACAGCUGCGCAUCGCAGUGCGACCAAAUAAACGUAACUUAAGGAAUCCGGAUGGUCCAGAGGGUCGUCUGCUCAAGCUGCGAAAAACAGUCACAGCGCUGGUUAAACACGAGCGCAUUGAAUUGUUCUACAAUCGAGCGGACGAGGCGCGAGGUUAUGCAGAGUUGCUCAUUUCGAAUGCCAUACGUCAUGGCGACAGGCACAAGGCAACUAUGGAGCUGGCGGAUUAUUGGUUGCUGGAGAAGCAGCUGGUGCACAAGCUGUUCAAGGUGUUGGUGCCACGCUAUGAGAACUACAACGUAUCCUACACACGCAUGUUCAAAGCACCGCGCGAUUAUCCCGGCAUGUACUACAAGAAGUCCGUGUUGGAGCUGCGCGGCAAUCCUUAUCCAGUGCUGACUCAGGAUAACAGCCAGAAUCGCAAUCUGUUGCACAAUGUGCUGUUGGAUGAGGCACGCAAGGAAUUCCGACGUGAGAAGCUCGCAAAUUUGGCCAAUAAACUUGCCGCUGAGACUGAAGCAGUAACAACAACAGCAACAACAACACAAACAGUUGAUGCUGAGAAAAAGUCACAACAGAAUGUUGAAAAGACGACGGAUGUGUAAUUGUUUUAUUGUUAAUUAAAUUGCAAGUAAUACAUUUUUCUAAGUUAAAUGAUGAA